AUGAAUUCGAAAAAAGAUGGAAAAGAAAGAAACCGCCAUUGCGAGGGGGAAAGAGAAGAAGACAAAGAACUGAUUAAUAUAGAAGAAUGUGAUACGCCAUUACGAUUCGAAAAAACACCAUCAUUUAUACAGGGUGGAGAAAUGAGAGAUUACCAGCUUAGAGGCUUGAACUGGAUGAUAUCCUUACAUAAAAAUGGUAUAAACGGCAUAUUGGCAGAUGAAAUGGGACUAGGAAAGACACUGCAGACAAUAUCUUUACUUGGAUACAUGAAGCACUAUAUGAAUAUUCCUGAACCCCAUCUGGUCAUUUGUCCAAAGUCAACUAUGGACACAUGGAUAGCUGAAUUCAAAAGAUGGUGUCCAUCAUUGAAAAUCUUCUGUUUGAAGGGUUACAAAGAAGAAAGGAAAGAAAUGAUAAAGAAAGUUAUGAAGACUACAGUAUGGGAUAUUUGUCUGACAUCUUAUGAACUUUGUAUCCUUGAGAAAGCAGAAUUAAAGAAGAUGAAAUGGAGAUAUCUUAUCAUUGAUGAGGCCCAUAGGAUAAAGAAUGAAAAAUCCAAGCUGUCAGAGAUUGUUCGAAGCAUAACAUCAACGAACAGAUUGUUGCUGACUGGAACCCCACUGCAGAAUAAUUUGCAUGAGUUGUGGGCAUUGCUGAAUUUUCUAUUACCUGACGUUUUUCAUUCAGCUGGGGACUUUGAUGCUUGGUUUUCCACUAAGAAUAGCUUGAGUGAUGAUGAAUUGAUUGAACGUCUUCAUGAUAUUUUACGACCAUUCCUUUUGAGGAGGAUCAAAUCAGAUGUUGAGAAACAGCUACUUCCUAAAAAGGAGACUAAAAUAUUUGUAGGAUUAAGUAGCAUGCAAAGAGAAUGGUACACAAAAAUACUGAUGAAAGACAUAGAUAUAGUUAAUGGUACUGGUAAUGUAGAUAAGAUGAGAUUACUGAAUGUGUUGAUGCAACUGAGGAAAUGUUGUAACCAUCCUUACUUGUUCGCUGGAGCUGAACAGGGUCCACCAUAUAUAACUGAUAUGCACCUUGUGGUAAACAGUGGAAAGAUGUCAGUCCUACAUAAAAUGCUACCAAAAUUAAAGAGCCAGGGCUCUAGAGUUUUGAUCUUCAGUCAGAUGACACGGGUACUAGACAUUCUGGAAGAUUACUUAUUCUGGCAAGGUUACCAGUUUUGUAGACUGGAUGGAAAAACUCCACAUGCAGAAAGAACAGUCUCAAUAAAUGAAUUCAAUUCUCCUGGAAGUGAAAAGUUCAUCUUUAUGUUGAGUACCCGAGCUGGUGGAUUGGGAAUAAAUUUAGCAACAGCAGAUGUCAUCAUUAUUUAUGAUUCUGAUUUUAAUCCACAGGUGGAUUUACAAGCCAUGGACAGGGCACACAGAAUUGGCCAGACCAAACAAGUAAGGGUCCUACGCUUUGUUACAGAACACACAGUGGAAGAAAAAAUACUUGAGAGAGCAGAGAAAAAGCUUCGACUUGACUAUAUAGUUAUACAGCAAGGUAGAUUAUCAGACAGCUCCAAUAAACUGGGAAAAGGAGAAGUUCUUAAUAUGAUAAAACAUGGAGCCAACCAAAUAGCUGCUUCUAAAGACUCUAUUGUAAAUGAUGAUGAUAUUGAUACCAUUUUGGCAAAGGGAGAAAAAAGGACUGAGGUGAUAAACCAGAAGAUGGAUAGUGUAAGUGACAAGAACCUAAGAUCAUUCACCAUGGAUACAUCAGAGAUUGAUAUUUAUUAUUUUGAGGGAGAGGACUAUAGGAAGAAACAGAAAAUGGAGGACACAUUUGUAGAACCUCCAAAGCGAGCUAGAAGAGUCAACUAUGCCAGUGUUCAGUUUCAGAAGGAAAUGGUUAAACAUAAACCACCUUUAUCAUUGGAAAAGAAAAUGGAACUUAUGGAAGAAGUGCACAAAGGGGAACAACCAAGACAACAAAUCGCUGAAGAUUUUGGAAUUUCUUCUAAUACUUUAAAUAAUAUCAUGUGGAAUCGUGUUAAGAUAGUAGAAAGCUACUUCAAUAAACUGUAUGGAUCAACAUUUCAAGAUGUAGAAUCUGAAUUAAAGAAGUAUAUUGAGGAAAAUAUUAAGCAGAAUGUACACUUGGAGAAUCAGAAUCUGCUGCUGGAGAAUGCAAAGAAUAUUGCAAAAGAAAAAAGAAUUGAAAAUUUUCCUGGAACUCUUGCCUGGAUUGACAGGUUCAAAACUAUAAAUAUAAAAUCAUUUUAUCAACCUGUUGAUGACAUAGGUAGUAAAAAAGACUUCAACCAAAGAACCAGGUGGAUCAUGCUUACAAUGAUGAAACAGUAUUUCCUGAACACCAAGUUGAUUUAUGUGUGUUAGAAAAUCACAAGUCAGCCACCAUUGAACCAAGAACAGAGUUGCAGAGAUCACAGGAAAAGAAGCUGAAACAAGAACAAUUUGAUCACCCACCUUUCAGAGAUAUGAUACAAGAUGCUAUAAAAAGUAUAAAGAUCAGGCGUGGAUGUUCAAGGCAGGCAAUUCUGAAAUACAUUAAAGCAAAUUAUAAGAUAGCUGUUAAUGAAAAAAUUGCAAAUAACCAUUUGAAAAUGGCCCUUAAUGCUGGAGUGAAAAAUGGAACUUUGAUACAAUGCAAAGGACAGGGAGCAUCAGGUUCAUUCAAGUUAGGAAGAUCUAUAAAAACCAAGAGCAAACCAAAAGUUAAAGGAACUAAGUGGACACCAAAACAUUCAUCAGAAGUAAAUAAUUCCAAAUAUCAAUCUGACAGCCAAUACACAUGUAGUCAUUCAGCAGAGAACAGUUUAAUUCACUGGUCUGAAAAGCAACCAAAGAAAGAAGUCAGCAGUAUGAAUGCACUGACUUCUGAUGCAACUAAUUUGACCAGUGAUGAAAAGAUCAUGAGUGAAUCUAAAAACGUUGGUUGUGGAAACAUGGAUAAUCAACACCUUGUCUGUCAAAGGGGAGACAAACAGAGUCGAGUAAAUUUCAUGCAGAGUUACCUUUCCUUUAUAUCUAGCUGUGGAGAUGCUUCAAGUAAUGAAGGAAACCAAAAGAAGAAACAAGAAAGUUACAGAAUUGGAAGAUCUGUUGAAGUGAAGGCAGGAUCAUGUAUUCUGUCGAAACAAAAUGCUAACUUUUUACCUAGUAAUAAAAUAUUGUCUUCAAACAAAGCUAUCGAUUCUGAUAACUCUUCUGAUAGAAAUUAUGAUUCCUGCAACAACCAAGUUGUUCCAACCAGUCAGGCAUUUAGUACUCAAAAAAGAAAACCAGAGUCUUCCAUGAUGGAGUUGUCCUAUAAAAAGCCAUGUACAGACAGGAUAGCAGUAGCUGUAGAGAGAAUAAAUACGAUCAAGAAAAAUAUUCAGCUGAAUCAAACACAAUUAUUUGGUACAUUGCAAAAUACAAUAAAGGAUGAUCUUUCUUUGAAACAUUAUUCAUGUAUCGAUGGAGAACAAAAGGUUGGCAAAAAGAUGCACUUCGAAAACCAAGAAAAUACAGUUGAGAAAAGUUCAAGGAAACUACCAGAAAAUUUCCCUUCAUUCUUUCAGGAAAAUGUACUUGGGCAAAAAAAAACAUUUAAAAAAUCAACAAUAGACAAAGCUCAGCCACUGACAGACAUAUCUUCCAUCACCAAUAAAGAUUCCUUUGUACUUGGCAGGAAUAAAGAGUUCUGAGACGAGUAUGCUAAUAUUAAAACUAUUCUAUUAACAAAUGAUCAUUUAGGCAAGAGAAUAAGCCUGUUAAAUGACCUUAUCAAAUUUAUCAUAAUAAAAUACACAGAAUAGUGUCCAAUUUUUUUAGAAAUGAUAUUGAACUAUGUACUGUUAAAAAACGCAGAUUAUGGUAUUGUAGUAAAUAUGUAUUGCAUGUUUUGUGACUGAUUUAUAUAGAAAUGCUUGUAUUUAUUUUCCCUUUUUAUAAAAGAAGGGCCUUUGCUGGAAGAUCUUGCAUCUAGUCAAAUAGACUUGCCAAGGUCUUUCAAACUAAAAGAAAAGAGUGAAUUUUAGAACAAGUAGUGUUAAGAUUUCAUGUGUGCUGUUGGAUUACUUUGAUGUCCCUUGUGGUAAAUGAGGAAUUUCACCAUUUUCAAAAUAUCAAAAUACUUACUUGUGUUUCUUAUAAUACAAAUCAAAUUAAUGCAAAUUCACUAUCAUGGAUGUGUCAUUGUAAGAAUUGUUAUCCCCCCCCCCCCCC
Molecule: messenger RNA, 4176 nt
Organism: Mytilus californianus (California mussel)
Lineage: Eukaryota; Metazoa; Mollusca; Bivalvia; Mytilida; Mytilidae
Product: SWI/SNF-related matrix-associated actin-dependent regulator of chromatin subfamily A member 5-like
Exons: 20
Coding region: 1-2343 (780 amino acids)
Biological process (GO): regulation of transcription by RNA polymerase II; nucleosome organization
Cellular component (GO): nucleus; chromatin
Molecular function (GO): ATP binding; DNA binding; chromatin binding
Source: RefSeq, a predicted model, not a curated record